This is a messenger RNA of Echinostoma caproni, 246 nucleotides long. The record is from the annotation of a GenBank genome assembly. Lineage: Eukaryota; Metazoa; Platyhelminthes; Trematoda; Plagiorchiida; Echinostomatidae.
AUGGGAUGUCUCCAUUAUUAUUCGCGUUUCAUCCCGAACUUCGCCAACAAAGCUCAACCGCUGUUCGCUGCUCAGUCGACUGCAGAAUGGAAAUGGACUGCCGGUUGUGAAGAAAUUCUGCGUAAAAUCAUUCAGAUGAUAGCUGACCGACCAGUACUCACCUCGUUCUCUCCGAAAAAACAUCCAACUUUGAUCACCGAUGCAUCAGGUGUUGGCAUUGGUAGCGUCCUCAAACAGGACGGAUGA